UCCGGUCGAAAAUGGUAUGCCAUCAGAGAUCGCCAACUGUAUAAACAGACUAACGCCUGUAGUUAACACCACGGAUGCGAAGAAAGUGCCCGGACUUGGAACGCCACAGGAUGUCUACCUGUAUUGUCUCCAGCAGUUCGUGUGGAGAGCGGACAUGGUGCGAUGGGAGGACUACGACAUAACUAAGAAAGACAAGGACUUCGUCAACGGCCUUCUUGCAUCUAUGAUGAAUCCAACAGGGGAGACCAACUCAAGAAACAAGCGUCAAGUUGGCGUCUUCAACCCUCCAGUGACAGGUUUCCGCAUCCGAAGGGAAUACAGAGUUUUAAACGACACAGAAAGAAACGCGUUUCAUAGUGUAUUGCGAACAAUGAAAACGAAUGGGGAGUAUGACAUGUUCGCAAAUCUCCACAUGGGCGGUGUAUCAACUUCUGCCCACGGGGGUCCGAACUUUUUCGGGUGGCACAGAGUAUAUCUAGUUUUGUUAGAGGAAGCUAUGCGAAGAAUUGACAGAACAGUUUCCCUCCCAUACUGGGACUCAACGCUCGACUUUGAAAUGGACAAUCCAGCAAACACAAUCUUGUUCUCAACGGAGUUUUUGGGAAACGGAUACGGAUUUGUCACCACGGGACCAUUCGCCAACUGGACAACCUCACAAGGUCAGUUAAGAAGGAAUAUAGCCGGCGGCAGUCGUCUGAUGACUAGAAAUGCUAUCAAUUUGAUCUUGACGCGUUGCCGGACUCGCCAAAUAUCUCGCCCUACUGCCACUGCGACAUACGACCUUGAGUUAGAACACGGAGGCCCUCAUGUUUGGGUCGGUGGACAGAUGCAGGGUUUAAACACAGCCGCCCACGACCCCAUAUUUUUCCUCCAUCACGCAUUUAUAGACAAUAUAUGGGAAAGGUUCCGCGUCCGCCAAUCAUCUGCAUGUGGAGUAAAUCCUAGCAUUGAUUAUCCAUCAGCUACUGGCCAACAUGCCCCAAAUAGAAUAAUGGACGGAAUACCAGAAUACAGAAAUAUUGAUGGUUAUAGCAACUACUGGACUACUAAUUGGUUUAACUACGAACCUGCUCUGAGUUGUCCGUCGUGUGGCGCAUCUCCCUAUAUAAGAUGCAACACGGCCCGCAAUGUGUGCGUGUCCAUUGCACGUACACUUGUUCCACAAGAAGGAGCCCUAGUGGGUGGAACUUUAGCGUUCUCCCCUGCUGAAACGGCAUCAUCGAUUGAUGCAGUUGAAGCAAGAGAACUGGAAGCAAUUCUCGACGUCGGUCCAGUUUUCGCAGCCCCUCCCGCUGAACCCAGAACGCAGAGGGGUCAGAUGGCCCGCAUGGCAGAAGCGGCCCGCUUAGGAAACGCCAGUCGUCCUUAGAAAAGGGCGAUACCGUAGUUCUACGUUCAUAUUAUUGCAUGGUACAUUAGUACUUCAAUGUACAACUUUACGUUCUUCUUGGUGCAAUGGAAUAUAUUGCAUCAUAUAUACACAGAGUGUACUAUUAUUGUUCAUUCGUAAAAUAAAAUGUAAAGCACUAAAAUUAUUCCUUUUAAUAU
Dreissena polymorpha is the source of this 1548-nucleotide messenger RNA. Its product is annotated as tyrosinase-like protein. The record is from RefSeq and is a predicted model, not a curated record. Bases 17 to 1369 code for a protein of 450 amino acids. Gene Ontology annotation, molecular function: oxidoreductase activity. NCBI's taxonomy places the organism in Eukaryota, Metazoa, Mollusca, Bivalvia, Myida, Dreissenidae. The transcript has 4 exons.